Carya illinoinensis is the source of this 1388-nucleotide messenger RNA. Its product is annotated as probable carboxylesterase 15. NCBI's taxonomy places the organism in Eukaryota, Viridiplantae, Streptophyta, Magnoliopsida, Fagales, Juglandaceae. Gene Ontology annotation, molecular function: hydrolase activity. The coding region runs from base 149 to 1171 and encodes 340 amino acids. The record is from RefSeq and is a predicted model, not a curated record. The transcript has a single exon.
GAGAACAAAAACAAGAUGACACACACCAAUCCAAAAUGCCAACUUCAGCAUUCUAUUAACUCUUCCAUUGUUGUUCACUUUAAACCAAAUGCCAACAAACCCUUUGGAAUCCUUCCACAGAGGUCCUGAGAAUUAAAGGUAAGAAACCAUGUCCGACAUCAUUGCCUCUUCCUCAGCUUCUGCCACCACCACUCCUCGCUACGUAGUUGAUGAAUGCCGAGGCGUCCUUCAUGUAUAUAGCGACGGUUCCAUUGUCCGCUCUUCCAGACCGAGUUUCGAUGUUCCCGUCCGUGACGACGGCUCCGUUUUAUGGAAAGACGUUGUUUUCGACGCCAUUAACAACCUUCAGCUCCGGCUCUACAAGCCAGCGGUGGUGGCUAGCUCACCCUCUUCCACCUCCGGUUCCAAGUUUCCUAUAUUUUACUACAUCCAUGGUGGCGGUUUUUGCAUUGGGUCCCGGGCCUGGCCCAAUUGUCAGAACUAUUGUUUGCGCCUGGCUUCGGAGCUCCGGGCCGUGGUCGUCUCUCCGGACUAUCGCCUCGCUCCGGAGAGCAAGCUCCCCGACGCCAUUGAAGACGGUUUCAUGGCUGUGAAGUGGCUUCAAGCACAAGCCGUGUCAGAGGAGCCGGACACAUGGCUGACAGACGUGGCGGAUUUCGGUCGCGUGUUCAUUUCCGGUGACUCGGCCGGUGGAAACAUCGCUCAUAAUUUGGCGGUUCGGCUGGGAGCGGGGUCGCCGGAGUUGGCGCCGGUUCAGGUGAGGGGUUAUGUACUUCUAGCACCAUUUUUUGGAGGAACAAUCAGGACAAAGUCCGAGGCAGAAGGACCAAAGGAAGCCUUUCUGAAUUGGGAGCUCAUCGACAGGUUUUGGAGAUUAUCUCUACCAAUUGGAGAUACUACAGAUCACCCACUUGUAAACCCCUUUGGGCCAUCAAGCUGCAAUCUUGAAACAGUGGAUUUUGACCCCAUCCUGGUGGUAGUUGGUGGGAGUGAUUUACUGAAAGAUAGAGCUGAAGAUUAUGCAAGAAGACUAAAAUUAUGGGGAAAGAAGAUUACAUACAUCGAGUUUGAAGGAAAACAACACGGUUUCUUCACCAUUGAUCCUAACACUGAAGCAGCAAACGUGUUGAUGCAGAUCAUUAAACAGUUUGUGGCCGAGAAUUCCAUUUAAUUCAGACAGACUGCUUUCAUGGGGGCAUGCACUUGAAACCUCCAGUUCUGCGGGGAUUUUGUGUUUUGGGCUGGUGUUUUCACUUCUUUAGAAGUUGUUUCCUCCACUUGUGUUAACUCCUUUUUAAAUUGAGAAAUGUAGUGUACUAAGAAGUGGGACUAAAAGCACCCAUGUUAUAAUAAGUUCAAGAAAUCCUUAAAAGUUUGGUGUGCAAAAA